Messenger RNA from Coffea eugenioides, 2510 nucleotides. RefSeq names its product transmembrane 9 superfamily member 9-like. Gene Ontology annotation, biological process: protein localization to membrane. NCBI's taxonomy places the organism in Eukaryota, Viridiplantae, Streptophyta, Magnoliopsida, Gentianales, Rubiaceae. Gene Ontology annotation, cellular component: membrane. The coding region runs from base 290 to 2218 and encodes 642 amino acids. The transcript is spliced from 7 exons. The record is from RefSeq and is a predicted model, not a curated record.
GUUUUUUCUUGAGUGCUGCAGGCUGUUCCUUGUUCUUCCCGUUUCCUCCCACUAUAUUAUUAAUACCCAAAAUUAAGUUUAAAUUCCCCCCCCCCCACCAUUUUCCUCUCUCUCUCACACACUCACGCAGUAAUUUCAUUAGAUUCGCGGAAUAAAUUAAAAAAGAGGAAAUUAUACAUACGCAUAUUUAUAUAGAGGAGUGUGUGGAUCUAGAUCUUAGUGGAAGAGACUGAAUUAGACAGAGAAAGAGGAGAAAGAGGAGAAGAGAGAGAGAGAGAGAUAGAGAGAGAUGGAGGUCGCAAGGCCUCAGCUAAUUCACCGAUGGAUCUCGGUUUCGGUCGUUCUCAUCGGUCUGUUCUUCGCCACCGCUCAUUGUUUUUACCUCCCCGGUGUUGCUCCGCAAGAUUUCAUCAAGGGAGAUGAGUUGAAAGUCAAAGUGAACAAGUUGACAUCCACAAAGACACAACUUCCUUAUUCUUUCUAUUCCAUUCCAUAUUGUGCUCCAAAAACCAUUGUGGACAGUGCAGAGAAUCUUGGAGAAGUACUUCGUGGUGAUCGUAUUGAAAACUCCCCUUAUGUGUUCCGUAUGCGGGAGCCACAAAUGUGCAAUAUUGUAUGUCGUAUUGUACUUAAUGCAAAAACUGCAAAAGAAUUCAAGGAGAAGAUUGAUGAUGAGUAUCGGGUGAACAUGAUAUUAGAUAAUCUACCUCUUGUUCAGCCCAUAAAGAGGACCGAACAAGACCCUAUAGUCUAUCAACAUGGUUUUUAUGUUGGUCUUAAAGGAUUAUAUGCUGGAAGCAAAGAGGAAAAGCAAUUUAUCAACAACCAUUUAUCAUUCACAGUAAAGUAUCACAAGGAUGCACAAAGUGAUGCUGCAAGGAUUGUAGGAUUUGAAGUUAGACCUUUUAGUGUGAAACAUGACUAUGAUGGUGGAUGGAACGAUAAUGUUCGAUUAUCAACUUGUGAUCCCCAUGCAAAACGUACUGUAACUAGUGCAGACCCUCCUCAAGAGGUUGAUGAUAAGAAGGAAAUCAUUUUCACAUAUGAUGUCGAGUUUCAGGAGAGUGAUGUUAAGUGGGCAUCUAGGUGGGAUACUUAUCUUCUGAUGGCUGAUGAUCAAAUUCAUUGGUUCUCUAUAGUUAAUUCUUUGAUGAUUGUUCUUUUCCUAUCUGGCAUGGUUGCCAUGAUUAUGUUGCGGACACUGUACCGUGACAUUUCAAAGUACAACCAAUUGGAGACCCAGGAAGAAGCUCAGGAAGAGACUGGGUGGAAGCUGGUUCAUGGGGAUGUUUUCAGACCUCCCACGAACUCGGAUAUGCUUUGCGUUUAUGUGGGGACAGGUGUUCAGUUCUUUGGAAUGACAUUAGUUACCAUGAUUUUUGCCUUACUUGGGUUCCUCUCCCCUUCAAACCGGGGUGGCUUGAUGACAGCUAUGCUUCUUCUCUGGGUCUUCAUGGGCAUCUUUGCUGGAUAUGCAUCUACCCGUCUUUACAAGAUGUUCAAAGGGACAGAGUGGAAGAGAGUUGCUCUUCGUACCUCAUUCAUGUUCCCUGGAAUUGUCUUCGUCAUUUUCUUUGUGUUGAAUGCUUUAAUUUGGGGCGAGAAGUCCUCUGGGGCGGUGCCGUUUGGAACCAUGUUUGCUUUAGUAGUAUUGUGGUUUGGCAUCUCAGUCCCACUCGUCUUUGUGGGUAGUUAUGUAGGGUUUAAGAAACCAGCUAUUGAGGAUCCAGUGAAGACAAACAAGAUCCCAAGGCAAAUUCCGGAGCAGGCUUGGUACAUGAACCCGGUCUUCUCCGUCUUGAUUGGAGGCAUACUUCCAUUUGGUGCCGUAUUCAUUGAGCUUUUUUUCAUCCUCACCUCAAUCUGGUUGCAUCAAUUUUACUACAUUUUUGGCUUUCUCUUCCUCGUAUUCGUCAUUCUAAUUGUCACCUGUGCUGAGAUCACAAUCGUGCUCUGCUAUUUCCAGCUGUGUAGUGAGGAUUAUCUAUGGUGGUGGAGAUCGUACCUGACUUCAGGGUCAUCAGCUCUCUAUCUAUUCCUAUAUGCAGCAUUCUACUUCUUCACAAAGCUGGAAAUCACGAAGCCAGUGUCCGGUAUAUUGUACUUUGGGUACAUGCUGAUUGCCUCGUAUGCCUUCUUCGUACUGACUGGUACAAUUGGCUUCUAUGCCUGUUUCUGGUUCACAAGGCUCAUCUACUCAUCUGUGAAGAUCGACUAAGAAAGAAAGAUCAGGAAUGUCUAGGAAAAUGGUUUAUACUUCAUUAAAAGACUGAAUCAUCAGGCUGGUUUUGAACUGUAAGCUAGCAAAUGCUACCACGAUUACUUUUUGGUUUGAGUUUCAAAUCAUUAAUUAUAGAAUGUUGCUGUGACCUCAAUACCGGUCAUUUUGGGUUUGACCAUCCUUUUUGCUCGUCUGAUUUUAGUUUUCUUUUCUAUUGGUGCAAGAAAAGUUUCUAGAGAAAUUUCCGGCGAGAUACUGCCUAUUUCGAUAAAUUGACUUAUUUGUUGUA